AUGUCUGAGGCUGUCCACACACCUUUGGUCCCUGUUCAACGUACACCUUACAAUGGUCAAAAUAUCAUCCGAGAUCCUAUUUCGGUUGUUGAUGAAGAAGCUUUCAAUAUCAUGAAGGACGAGAAGAAGCGUCAACGUAGAGGCCUCGAGCUUAUUGCUUCUGAAAACUUUACCACUAAGGCCGUUAUGGAUGCUUUAGGAUCCUCUAUGUGUAAUAAGUAUUCCGAAGGAUAUCCUGGGGCUAGAUAUUAUGGUGGUAAUGAAUACAUCGAUAAGAUGGAAAUUCUUUGCCAAAAGAGAGCUCUUGAGGUUUUCGGACUCGACUCGGAGAAAUGGGGUGUCAAUGUCCAAUCUCUCUCUGGAACCCCAGCUAACUUUGCCGUUUACACGGCUGUAGUUGAACCCCAUGGUCGCAUCAUGGGUCUCGAUCUGCCAGAUGGUGGUCAUUUAUCUCAUGGAUUCUUCACUCCUGCUCGUAAGGUGUCAGCUUCAUCUAUUUUCUUCGAGUCUAUGCCAUACAAAGUCAACCCAACCACUGGAUUGAUCGACUACGAUAAAAUUGAAGAAAAUGCUAUGUUGUUCCGUCCCAAGAUUCUUGUUGCUGGUGUUUCCUGUUAUGCUCGUCACUUGGACUAUGCUCGCUUCCGUAAAAUCGCUAACAAAUGCGGAGCUUUCUUAAUGGCUGAUAUGGCUCAUAUUUCUGGACUUGUUGCCGCCGGAUUGAUCCCAUCACCUUUCGAGUAUGCUGAUAUCGUAACUACAACUACCCACAAAUCCCUACGUGGACCAAGAGGAGCUCUCAUUUUCUACAGAAAAGGCGUCCGCUCAACCAAUGCUAAGGGAGACAAGAUCAUGUACGAUUUUGCUGAUAAGAUCAACACUGCCGUCUUCCCAGGUCUUCAAGGUGGACCACAUAAUCAUACAAUCACCGGAAUUGCCGUUGCUUUGAAGCAAUGUCUCACUACCGACUUCGUUGAAUACGGUAAACAAGUGAUUAAAAACGCUGACGCUCUUGCCAAGAAGCUCGCUUCUUUAGGAUAUACUUUAGCCACAGGAGGAACAGAAAACCAUUUGUUGCUCGUGGAUCUGAGACCAAAAGGAUUAGAAGGAGCUAAGGCUGAGCAUGUCUUGGAUUUGGCUCACAUAGCUUGUAACAAGAAUACUUGCCCAGGAGAUGUUUCAGCUUUGAGACCAGGAGGUGUUCGCUUGGGAUCACCUGCUCUUACUUCCAGAGGAUUCAAGGAAACUGACUUCGAAGCUGUUGCUGUGUUCAUUGAUGAAGCCCUGAACAUUGCUCUCAAAUACAACGCUCAAGCCGGUAAAACAAUCAAAGAUUUCAAGGCUUUCACUGAGACGAACGAAGAUUUCAAGAAAGAGAUUGGUGCUUUAGCUGAGAAAGUCGAGACUUUCGCCAGCAAGUUCGAGAUCCCAGGAAAUGAAGAAAUCUAA
Auanema sp. JU1783 is the source of this 1449-nucleotide messenger RNA. Lineage: Eukaryota; Metazoa; Nematoda; Chromadorea; Rhabditida; Rhabditidae. The record is from the annotation of a GenBank genome assembly.